Molecule: messenger RNA, 429 nt
Organism: Cutaneotrichosporon oleaginosum
Lineage: Eukaryota; Fungi; Basidiomycota; Tremellomycetes; Trichosporonales; Trichosporonaceae
Biological process (GO): regulation of heme biosynthetic process
Cellular component (GO): mitochondrial membrane
Source: RefSeq, a predicted model, not a curated record
GUGUCAGCCGACAUCCGCCAUCCGCCAUCCGCCUCCCGCCAUGACCUGACACUCGACACUACAUCAUCGCUCGAUCUCUAUACCUCUCACCUCUCGACAAUAUGGCCCGCACCCCAGAGUACGAUAUUCCAGGCUUCAUCUACGCCUCCCUCAUCUCGGCCGGCGGCCUGAUGGGAUUCAUCAAGAAGGGCUCCGUCGCCUCGCUCAUCGCCGGCGGAGGCUCCGGCGUGCUGGCCGGGUGGGGAGCUUACCGCGCUUCUUACAACCCCAAGGACGUGCGCGUCUCCCUCGCCGUCGCUGCUGUCCUCACCCUGCUCAUGGGCAAGCGGUUCCUUGCGUCCGGCAAGUUCAUGCCUGCGGGUCUUGUCGCGGCGCUGUCCAUUCUCAUGGUUGUCCGGUACGCGAUGCGGCUUCAGUAGGAGAUGCGGA